AUGCACGAUUCGAGCGAUAAUAUUCAAAAACAUUUACGUGCUCAGUUUGUGCGUUAUUUCUGGCCAGUACAAUUAGUCCUUGCUUUACUUUGUUGCCGAAUUACUUGCCUCAGGCAAAAAAAUAGACGUCAUCGUUGGAUAGCCGAUUGUCAUACAAUUUUUAUCACUUUAUUCUUAAUCAUUAUAUUACUGAUUACAAUCAUACAGUUUUGGUAUGGCAUACGAACAAAAUCUGAGAAUGCACCGGAAGUUGCCGUAUCAAUUUUGCAACUGCAAGGAGUCUUGAACUUAUGCUUUUUGAUCUAUUGGGAUCGACAUUCAGUUGGUGACAAAUUGCGCCAACGUCUUCAAACCACAUCAACUGGCAUUGGUGUUUUAAGACGGAAAACACUGCUCGAUAAUAUUCAUUCUGGUGCAAUCAUAUUUGGAACUAUUAUUAGCGUAUUUAUGAUAACUUAUAAAAUCCUACGAAUAAUUGCUAAUAAUUAUUCGCCUAUUAUAAAAGUUCCAUUAAAUUUCAAUCUACCGUAUUAUUUUCAUUGGCUUUUUGUUGGUAUUUUUGUUUAUGCUGUACUUUCUUAUCCCGCUAUUUAUGUUGAAGUGUACAGUUUAAUUAGCAUUGUUUGUGCGGAAUAUCGAGCGCUAAAUGAUGAUUUUGCAAAUGAUUGCAAUACUUAUCAAUUACCUGUAAUUAGGCAUUACGUUACCGCUCAUUGGACAAUGUCACGAUCACAGGCACUGUUUGGUCGAUCACUUAGCUUUUGGAUGAGCUUUCAUUUGUCAACUUCAACGCUCUCUUGCAUAUAUCUUCUACGAUCAAUGCCCAAUCUCAUCGAUCAAUUGUUAGCAUUGGAACCGAUUGUUGUUGCAAUAAUGAUUUGUACUCUAUUACUUACUGUAAUUGUUGUAUCACAGAUUAUCUCUUCACUGGUGAUAUGCUUAUUACUUUACCAUGAUAUGACACACUUUCGUUAUCUGCUCAUCGUUCUUAUUGCUGGUACUCGCGCUCUUCAGGAACAGACAUAUUCCGUGGCAAUAGCAUAUAUUAAUCAUUUAUAUCGAAAUCAUGUAGGCAUAUCAUUCUUCGAGAUUACAAUCAUUGAUAGAAAAUUUAUCGAGAAGACUGUAACUGUUGUGCUUCUUAUCGCUGCUAUAUAUUAUUUCAACGAUUAUGAUAAAUGUCUGACUGACGGUUGUUGUAAGAUAGUAUCUGGAUUACAAGAUGCAAAUUGA
Messenger RNA from Acanthocheilonema viteae, 1233 nucleotides. Lineage: Eukaryota; Metazoa; Nematoda; Chromadorea; Rhabditida; Onchocercidae. The record is from the annotation of a GenBank genome assembly.